Molecule: messenger RNA, 1323 nt
Organism: Akanthomyces muscarius
Lineage: Eukaryota; Fungi; Ascomycota; Sordariomycetes; Hypocreales; Cordycipitaceae
Exons: 3
Coding region: 1-1323 (440 amino acids)
Biological process (GO): L-arginine biosynthetic process; L-glutamine metabolic process; 'de novo' pyrimidine nucleobase biosynthetic process
Cellular component (GO): carbamoyl-phosphate synthase complex; cytoplasm
Molecular function (GO): carbamoyl-phosphate synthase (glutamine-hydrolyzing) activity
Source: RefSeq, a predicted model, not a curated record
AUGGCGAUGCCGGCUCGCAGCAAGUUCAUGACGGUCCAAGUCCAAUUCCUCUCUACUGGCAGCAAAGGCAGAAAUAUGCCCAAGCGUGGCACCACUUCCACCACUCCGGUCGACCACGUGCCUGCCACCUUUACCAUCCGCGAGGGUCCCAUCUUCCGUGGAAAAGCCUUUGGCGCCAAUGCUAACAUCUCUGGCGAGGCUGUUUUCACCACUUCCCUCGUCGGAUACCCCGAGUCCAUGACCGACCCCUCCUACCGCGGUCAGAUUCUCGUCUUCACCCAGCCUUUGAUUGGCAACUACGGAGUCCCCUCGAACCAGCGUGACCAGUACAACCUUCUCAAGUACUUUGAGUCCCCCCACAUCCAGUGCGCGGGUGUCGUCGUCUCCGACGUUGCCCUCAACUACAGCCACUGGACUGCCGUUGAGAGUCUGGGCCAGUGGUGCGCCCGCGAGGGUAUUCCCGCCAUCUCUGGAGUCGAUACCCGAGAAAUCGUCACUUUCCUCCGAGAGCAGGGCUCCUCCCUCGCUAGAAUUUCCAUUGGUGACGAGUACGAUGCCGACGAGGACGAAGGCUUCGACGACCCUGGCCAGAUCAACCUGGUCAAGCACGUCAGCACCAAGGCCCCCUUUGUCGUCGAGUCGCCCGGUGCUGAUUUGCACGUUGCCCUCAUCGAUUGUGGUGUCAAGGAGAACAUCAUGCGCAGCCUUGUUAGCCGCGGCGCCUCGGUCACCGUCCUCCCUUACAACUACCCGAUCCACAAGGUCUCUCAGCACUUCGACGGUGUCUUCAUCUCCAACGGCCCCGGCGACCCGACUCACUGCCACGAAACUGUCUACAGCCUUGGACGCUUGAUGGAGACCUCUUCCAUCCCCAUCAUGGGCAUCUGCCUUGGCCACCAGCUUCUUGCCCUUGCCGUCGGUGCUCAAACGAUUAAGCUCAAGUACGGCAACCGUGCCCACAACAUCCCCGCCCUUGACUUGACUACUGGCCAGUGCCACAUCACCAGUCAGAAUCACGGCUACGCCAUUGAUGCCAGCACCCUGCCCAGCGAGUUCAAGGAGUAUUUUGUCAACCUGAACGAUGGUAGCAACGAGGGCAUGAUUCACAAGACCCGUCCCAUCUUCUCGACCCAGUUCCAUCCCGAGGCCAAGGGUGGGCCCAUGGACAGCUCGUACCUCUUCGACAAGUACCUCGAGAGCGUCCGCCAAGCCAAGAGCGCCCAGGCCGUCUACAAAGAUAACCGCCCCAGCCAAUUCCUUCUCGACGUCAUGAGCCGCGAACGCGUCGGUGUUGCACCCGAGUCUCUGGCUAGCGCCGCUUAG